AUGAUCGAUUUGGGUGCCUCUCAGCCGGAGGCCGUACCUUCUUUUGGAGAAAUACCCGGAGAAGGAUCUUUGAGGGGCGUCUCGAUGGAACUUGUUGAACUUCCGCCAGGUCUGCUGUUACCCGAGGCAAAUCAAAGAGACUCUGUGAAUUUGGAGGAUGAUGAUUACAGUUCGGAUAGUUCCAUUGGGGGCCCUUCUCAACCACCACCACCAACAGAGCCACCGCCACCACAACAGCAACAUCAACAGCGGCAACAACACGAGGUGCGUCCCUUCAAUCGUCGUAGGAGACCACCAAGAGCUGCCUCGAAUUUUGAGGAGCGUGAUAUGGGUGCAAGCAGACGUAUUGCGGUUCAUCCUGAGAUGUAUCGUUAUUGCAACAAGCCUCCUCAGAAGAGCGUGUGGAACCAGGCGCUUGGAUUUUAUCCAUCGGAAUAUCUGCGUAUGGGUAUGGAGGGUAUGACUUCUGUGAAUCUGGAGGAUUUGGUGAAGUAUAGUUCUGCGGACAUUCUCUCCCGAGCGUGGCCAUUGCUUUCCGCUAACGCCAAAAAUUUGACAUUUGCCCCCUUUUCGCCCCUUCCAGAGCUUCCAGACAUACUGAAUGUGCGCCAUCCAGACACUGAUCAAGUGGCUCGUUUUAUGCGACUUACUGCCGUUGAAAUUACCCGACGUAACACACUUCCUUCUCUUGUUUUCCUUCGGUCAUUACUUGUACAAGCAGCUGUUAAUUCGAGGGUAAAGAAGAGAGAGGAUGCUUUUCUUUCCGUUCAAUUGUACUCUGAAGAGUUGCUACGCCCGAACUGGGAAGAUGAGUGUUCAGAAAAUGCUGAAAGUAUAGCUGACAACGAUAACGAUGACGCUGAAGGGUGGAAUUUGGGCAGCGUUGAUAUUCCUUUCAAUGAUGUCAACCACGUGGAUCCUCUUGAUUGGACCAUGGCUGUUCUGUAUGAAUCACUGAAACCUAAAAUACCACUACAAGUUCUUCGUUUACUUCACAGAGUUGUGGACAGCUGUGGAUUGAAUUCUUCGAGUACAACACUUUAUUCAUGGGGAAUUCAACAGUUGACACGGAUGCUUCUUAUUCAGACGGAAAAGGAGUCCUCAUCUGAGCGGGAAUGCAGCAACAGUCAAGACAACUUAUGGCUAAGAAGUGCAAUUUCACUUUUGUUUAAGGUUGUCUUGGCUUCCAAAAAAAUUGAAACACUUUUAUCUCUUUUUAGGUGGGUCUAUAGACAUUUAAAGAUUGCAGGUGAAUUAACAUUAAACGGAAUUGUUCCAUGGAUUACUUCCAUAGAGACAUUUGUGCGCCCACGAAUGCGUCUUUCCUUUCCUUUCUCUUGGGUGAAAUCAUAUAUCCCUUUGGCUCAUUCACUCGGGUUGGAGUUUUCCCGGAGCAUUCUUGGCGUUUGUGUUAUGCAGCACAAUGAUGAACCACACGGCAUUGUAUUGACAAGGAAUGGAAUUUACAAGAUCCCUUUAAAGCCGCCAUACAAUGUUCUUGUUAAGAAUGAAGACGUCCAUUUGAAGGAGUGUCACGGGGUGUUUAUUGAGAAUGACAAUAUUGCGGUACAGUCUGGGCGUGCUGGAGUUGUGACCUUUUAUGACGCAGAAACACUGCAGGUCCGUCAUGUGCUGGAUGUGUGCAGCGCCCGUUCACACGAAGAGUUUCAGGUAUACUAUGGAAUGGGAAAGUUUGUGUCACCGCAUUUUUAUCACGACGCCAAUUCACCUUUGUUUGCGAGUUUUGAUGCAUCAAUGAAAAUUAAAGGGACGGUAGAGCCGAAUGCUAUUCAAAUCGCACAGGGAACUCAGUCUCUCAGUGUUCAGUUCUUUUUGUAUAUUCAACCAACUUCACAAAGUACUUCUCUAGAGCUUAUUAACCUGAAUUUGUCAGGUAAGGACUGGCUUUCGGUACGAAUCGAAUUGGACGGCAGGAACUCAUGCGUGUGUAUUGUAUUUGAUUACUGUGGUGCUGUUGUUACAGAAAUUCAGGAGCCAAUGCAGGAUGGAUGGGCAUUUUGGGACGCCACUUUAAAUUCUUCGAACGAUUUAGCCUAUUGGAAUGUGUGUAAAGAUGGUGUGCUACUCGAAAGCAAUGGAAGUGAAGAUGUUAUGUUUAAACUCUCUGCUCCAACAGCAGCUUCCAUUCGAUUUUUGGAAGGGUCAUUUAGUGGGUUUAUCUCCGGGUUUCAAAUAUGGCACCGAUCUGAAUCCCUCAGCGAUCUUAUUGCUAGUGAAGCCGAAAGCUUUUCCCGCGCGUCUGAGACCAGCCUUUUGUGUUACUUUAAAAUGAAUGAGGGCUCUGGAUGCUGUUUCCGAAGUGAGAAAGGGAAUCAUGUUUGGAGGGGCACAGCACCAUCUUGGUGCGUGCCACAGAAAUCCGCACGUGGCAGAUCUGUAGAGGACUCGGAGGUGAUACCAUAUGUUCCUUCUGCCGAAUAUUAUGUUGUGACAAAUGAGUGCGAAAUGGCUAUAGUGGAAAAUGGAUUCUGCACGUGGGUAGGUGAGGACGGACGCAUAUUGGAGCAGCGUUUUUUGCAUGUGAGACCGAGUGAAUUGUAUUUCCUUUGCACACAUACCGGUCGAAUGUAUAGUAUUGUUUCCGACAAGAGCGGUCUUUGUAGUCUUCGCUGGAUUCAGGCACCAUCGGUUCCUACUAGUUAUGUAAACACUCUUCCAAGUAUGAAGGAUGGUGGAGCCGUAUGUGAAAAAAUACGUGUUUUUGCCAGGGAGAGGCGUCCGAUCACACCGGUGUUACUGUCACAUUACUUGCUGCACCAACUAUCCACCGCCCUGUUAAAUGACGUUGGAUGUGGGGUGGAUACUCGGCACACGGCGCAGUUGUUUAGGUGUAAUGAAGUCUCUCUUCAAAUGGUUUCUCGACUUGUUGAUAUUAGUGACGAGUUGAUGACAACCAUAGUUACUUCUGAUGUGAAGAAUAAUUUUCUCUUUCUAUUGCUCUCGGCAUGUGGUCGGUUACUGACGCGACAAAUAAGAUGGAUGGGGCGAGGUUGUCCUCCGAAAUUGGUUUCCACUGUGGUUAGUAUGUACGAAAGAAUUCAUGAGCAAUCGUGUGAUCCCGACAGUUUUUUAGCCGAGGUUCAGAGGGUUUUUGCAAGGCUUCAUCGUGUAUUUCUCAUUGAAUGCGUAAGUCAUGAUUAUCAGCUGCAGCGCAUUAUGGAGUCUAGAAGGCUCAAAGACGUCAAGGACCUGCUUGUCCCAGAGUACUUGCCUUCAUUGGUGUCGAGUGUCAUUGAAAAGGAUCUCAAGAAGCCGUUCAUGACGUUUCUCAAUCGCCUGAAGGAAGAGUGUCUGGCAGAGACCGAGUCUGUACUCAGUGGUCAAAGGACACCUUUUAGACCCUCAACGGCAACGCUGGCAACACUGCUUGGUAUACUUUCACAAGAGACAAACUCCCAAUGGCACUUAGUCUCCAUUGCACUAGUUAACUCUUUAUGUAAGGGAGUUUUACGCAUUUUUAAUCGUCUUUUUCCUCCGACGUUGCCUGGAAAAAAACGAACACUCGAGGAACUUGAAAUGUUGAAGCAGACUUCUAUUGGCAUUGUUGUAUUCCCCAUCGCUCACUUUCUCUCCAAUCUUGAGAUUGAUAGCAGUGUGGUUUUGGAUGUACUAACAUUGCUCAACGAAAUCCGAGAAGCACUCGCCUCAUAUAUUCCUUCUGUAUCACCGCAACCUGUUAGUCACUGUUUCUCCGAGACUCAUAGAGUAUUUGCCCCAGCAGCCACAGCACACACAACUGUACUUGAUUUGCGCCAUGCCCGGCAUAUUGAAGUCUCAUACGAACAAGCACAAACUGAAGAACUUCCACAAGUACACAUUUCGAUUGUGACAAAUGAAUUUAGGAGGGUAUCAGAAACGUUAAAUACGAAUUGUGUGGCGUUUAACUCAGGAGGUAAACUAGAAAUCACUUCUAUACCUACAGGCCAAAAUAAGGAGAUGACACUCACUGUGAAUGCUCAAGUGAGAAUUCAGACUCAAUCAACACACUGGAUUCGAGAUAUGUGUUUUGCGUUGAGUCAAGCCAUCCUCCGUAUUACGCAUCAACUGCUACUGACUGACUUUCCUGAUUCUAUUCUCCUUCCAAGGGAAAGCUUGUUUCGCGGUGGACUCUCACAGGAGGUACUUAAGCAAUAUCGUGUCAGCUCUACUGUAGAAGAGCGUCUUUUGGAUAAUUCUGACUUGAUGGAGCUUAUUCGGUUGUGUGAGGGAACAGGUGAGCUUUUUCCAGUGUGGCAAACCAUGUACAGUAAGAAGCGAAUACCUCAUCAAGGACGCCUGGAACCCAUUUUGCGUUCAUUUUGUGCUGCACAUGCAUGGCAUUUACAUCGUCCCAAAAGUGUUCCUCUUGCCAAAUUUUUAGAGGAGUCGCUUGAGUUUAUGCGCAAAAGGGCAUUUCUUAUAUUGGAGGCCUUGCAGCAGGGAACUAAAGAUGCCAUGUUGGAGCGGUCUCAAUUCUUGUUAAAAAUGGUGAACCCUCGUGCUAGGCUUGAGUCGAUUAUUGCCGAGUAUCAACAGACUGAGGAACCGAUUACGAGUGAAUCUUUAUCUGUGAGCAGGGGUGUGAUGCCAAGUGUUAGAUCCGUUGCAAGUGUUGCUUCUUUCUCUCGCGAUCAUACGGGGAGUCGAAGUGCCAGUUUUAUGAGGCGUUUUGCUACUGGUACGUCGGAUUUCUCAAAUUUUCAGUAUGAUACUGCGGGGAGUAUUUUUCGACCGCUUAAUUCUUUAUUGGGUGUUGCGGCUAGACGUGAUGGUAUGCAAGGUACUCCGGAAAACACUUCCUCACAGAUUUUAAAUUUUCUUCUUCGAGGAUACAAUGAAAUGAGUAAUGACGAACUUAUACGUGCGCUCGUUAAAAAGGCUCAGCAAGCAACGAUUCACACGGCUGCGUAUAGACUACAAGAGGAGUUAUGUGCUGCCCAUCAAUCGGAUGAGGGCAUGACAUCCUCAAUAGUCACUUUGCAUCUCCUUUACAGAGAGCUGGCACAUCUUCAAUAUGAUGGAUACACAAAGAGGGACACAAAUGGUGGAGAUGGUCCCAAGUCCGUCAGCUCAGAUGGGCAUUCUCGCGCGGAGUCCAUGGAACAUCACUACAUUGAGCUUAUGAUUGGCUGUGGAUUUCAUAGGGAGCUCGAGUUACAGAAGGCAUCUUGUGGGUUUCUUCACUCCAUUAUUCAACAAAGUUUAUUGAAUGAUACUGGAAGUGGAAAUUGCAUUAAGCAAGAAGGCGAUGUUGGACCCAUUUCCCUGUGUGCGAUACUUUGUCAUCCAUGGGAUAAUGUGGAUAUGUCCAUCAUUCACCCUGCAAAGAUUUUUCGGGUUUUGAAAAAAUAUAUGUUUUGGGGUCUUCAUGAUCAACCAUCAUCCUCAACAGGAAAUCCCGCGGAAAAAGAUGCCUGGUUGGAUUUUUUAAAGGAAUGUGGUAUUUUCAGCUUAUUGUACCGGGCCGUUAUAAUACCUAAUACGUUUCAGUCUUCUGUUGAGAAAGUCAACAUUGUGGAGGGUGACACCAUUGGAGUUCAGGUUGAGGACUCGGAUGUUUCUUGUUUAGCACGUAAUCAUUGGAAAGCUCUAAAGGCAGAGACCUACAUGAAUCAUACAUACACUGAAAGGGAUUUAUUUACAGGUUUACUGAGUGGAUGUGUUGUGACGGAGAUGCCACAUGCUCUUUAUUUUGAGGUGAACUUGGAGCUUCUUUUCAAAGAGGGACUUUUUUUAUCCAUUGGACUUACUAGUUCUCCACUUUCUUCAUCUAUGCAAGUUGGUAAGGAAAAUUCCGUCGUGUUUUCUUCAGAUGGCAUGGUUUCAUACGGCAGGUCUACCCAUCGUUUUAGCACUAACUGGUUAGUGGGAGAUGUGAUUGGCUGUGGUGUAAUGGCACCUUUUAAUAGUGUAUUCUUUACUCGAAAUGGGGAGUUUUUGGGGAUUGCCACGGACUGUUCCUUCCCAACGAUGAUCCCUCUUGUUGCGGCUCAAGCUUCAACUAGUCUUGUUAAGCUUGUUGUUAAUUUUGGGAAGCACAGCCCUUUCCGGUUUGAUCUUGCAUCAUUGCAUGGUUCUUGUCGAGCGCGCCUAAACUCGAAUCCCAUGAUUGGUGACAGUGCAUUUCUGACGUCCCACUACCUGGUGACGCUUUGCUAUAAAAAUCUACUACGUCAUGAAAAAAACGAAUCAACAAUAAAUGAGGAUUCCGUUUGCGCUCUAUUGGAAGAGGCAACCAUCUUUCUUCGUGAGACGGUUGUGGAAUUGGUACGUCGAAUUCGGCACUUCUCUAUGGAGAGUGCUUCAUCUUGGGCACCAAGAUCUCGACGCGUUCAGGAUGGUAACGCGUUGCUAGCACGAUUGUUUCGCACGGUAAAUGUUGUCAUUGAUUGUUUUCAGUUUAAUGCUGUGACAAGUACAACACACCUGGAGAUCCUGCGGCUUUGUUCAGUGACGUUAAUCGACGCGCAUGAUCGUUGGGCCAAGGUUCGUGCUGCUCGGUGUUUGAGAAAUACAGCUCGAACACUUCGACAGGAUUACUUUGGAGAGGCUGUUCAGGCGUUGCGACGUUUUGUGACACAAGAUAUACUUGUGAACUCCCUUGUGGACCUUGCACGCACGAAAUUAUUUCGAGAGAAUGAGACACCCGCAUUUGUUCCUCGAUGGCUCGGAGGGGCAACUACAGUGAUGGGGAAGGGGGCUUUCUAUGGUUCUUCACCUAUGCCAGCUCGAGGAAGGCAUAUGAUUGGUUUUCGGAUCCGCCGACGCCAGCAGGAGGGUCGGGGAGUAGGUGCGCCAUUAGGUGGAUGCUACUACGUGGGUCUUACUCACGGACAUCCACCUGUUUCAAACAUGACAAGUCUCAUCAGUCGGGACGAUGUCUAUGUAUUACAAGACACAGAUGAUCAAGAUCAAGUGCCACAUCUUCUUUUGCGUCGUCAUUGUAUUCCUAGAAGUAGUCAGCGCCGAAUAUAUGGAAAUGAUGAAAUUGUGUGGUUGGAGCUAAAUGCCGACGUGGGAGAGAUUACAUAUUAUCGGGAUAAGAUGGUGCUCA
This is a messenger RNA of Trypanosoma cruzi, 7054 nucleotides long. RefSeq lists its product as uncharacterized. The transcript has a single exon. The annotation marks the transcript as partial. Gene Ontology annotation, molecular function: protein binding; ubiquitin-protein transferase activity. Gene Ontology annotation, cellular component: cytoplasm. Lineage: Eukaryota; Euglenozoa; Kinetoplastea; Trypanosomatida; Trypanosomatidae. The record is from RefSeq and is a predicted model, not a curated record.